AUGGGAGGGCAGGGCAGGCAGAUUGGGGGUCUGGCGUUGUGCCUGAUAGGAGUUAUAGGCGUGUGUGUGGCAUGUGGACUGCCGAUGUGGCGUGAAACGUCUUUUGUGGGAGCCAAUGUUGUGACUGCACAAUCGGUGUGGGAUGGCCUGUGGUUCCACUGUAUUGUGCAGGCAACGGGUCAGAUGCAGUGUAAGAGGCACACAUCAACCGUCACCAUGACCUCUGACAUCCAGGCGGGACGCGCCCUCACCUUGCUGUCCAUCCUUACCGGCCUGCUGGGCUUCACUGUGACCCUCCUGGGUGGUGGGGUAGCCAACUGCAGCGGAGCCCCACCCGACCACACAGAGCCUCAAUCCACCUCAUCCUCCAAAAACAAGCUGUUUGUCCUAAAGGCAGCUCUGCUGGGUGGAGCUCUGUGUAUCCUGUCCGCCGUCCUGUGCCUGGUUUCUGUCAGCUGGUCCGCAGGCAACACCAUCUCCAUCUACAACGACCCUUUGGUGAUCUCGGCCAUGAAGAGGGAGGUGGGCUCCUCCAUCUACAUAGGCUGGGCCUCCUCUGUCCUGCUGCUCCUCGGUGGGGCUCUCAUCUGCUUUGUCUGCAGGGGCAAGGAGCGCUCCCACCCGCCCUUCCACAGCUACAUGCCAUACAGCUCCAGCUCCAGCACCAGCUUCAGUGACAGGUCGUCCCGCACAGCCACAGUGAGGACAGACAUCAUCAGGCAGAAGAAUUCACCCGGUCAAGGAUCAGAUGGGGGAAGACGUAACUCACUGAAUAAAGCACAGAUCGGGGUUGGGGUGUAUGACCAGGCUCACGGGACAAUCAUGGGACCUCAACCAAAUCAUGGGGUGCUAGUUGAAAACAAGUGA
Messenger RNA from Myripristis murdjan (pinecone soldierfish), 867 nucleotides. Its product is annotated as claudin-4-like. Bases 1 to 867 code for a protein of 288 amino acids. Lineage: Eukaryota; Metazoa; Chordata; Actinopteri; Holocentriformes; Holocentridae. The record is from RefSeq and is a predicted model, not a curated record. The transcript has 4 exons. Gene Ontology annotation, cellular component: bicellular tight junction; membrane. Gene Ontology annotation, molecular function: structural molecule activity.